Micropterus salmoides (largemouth bass) is the source of this 2499-nucleotide messenger RNA. RefSeq names its product scavenger receptor class B, member 1 (gene scarb1). Gene Ontology annotation, molecular function: lipid binding; scavenger receptor activity; low-density lipoprotein particle binding. The record is from RefSeq and is a predicted model, not a curated record. The transcript is spliced from 13 exons. The coding region runs from base 183 to 1661 and encodes 492 amino acids. Gene Ontology annotation, biological process: plasma lipoprotein particle clearance; recognition of apoptotic cell; cholesterol efflux. Lineage: Eukaryota; Metazoa; Chordata; Actinopteri; Centrarchiformes; Centrarchidae. Gene Ontology annotation, cellular component: cytoplasm; caveola.
CAGGCAGAUGAAGAAGCCGGGUGCACUGUAGACUUUAAGUUUGAGCAGCAGCGCUUCAUGUUGAAACACAGGUGAAGUCUUCACAGCUAGCUAGCUAGCAGCGCGCAGCUGUCUGGAGCCAAACAAAGAACCACACGGAGCCAAACAAAGAAUUACGCACGGCGAGCUGUGCGUAAGAAGCCAUGGCAAUUAAUAAAGCCAAGGUCGCUUUUGGGUUCAUAGUCGCAGGUGUGCUGACGGUGUUUUUCGGGACUGUUCUUGCUUUCGUGGGACCGAUAAUCAUCGACGACCAGGUGGUGAAGAACACAGUGAUCGACCCAGACAAUGACCUCACCUUCACCAUGUGGAAAGACGUCCCUGUGCCCUUCUUCAUGUCUGUCUACUUCUUCAACAUCCUCAACCCUCAGGAGAUACUGGCGGGAGAAAAGCCCAUGGUGGAGCAGAGAGGACCUUACGUGUACAGAAAACACAUCCAGAAAGACAACAUCACAUUUCAUCCCAACAACACGGUGUCCUACAAGGAAUACAGACAGUACUUCUUUGAGCCGUCCAUGUCUGUAGGGAACGAGUCUGACGUUGUCACGCUUCCAAACAUGUUGGUGCUGGGUGCAGCGGUCAUGCUGGAAAAUCUGCCGUUUGCGGUGCGUUUAAUGAUCAGCGCCACCUUCAAGACUUUCAACGAGGGGCCCUUCCUGACCAAGACCAUAGGCGAGCUGAUGUGGGGCUAUGACAGUUUACUGGUGGAGUUCCUGAAUCGGUACCUGCCCGGCAUGCUGCCCUCAACGGGGAAGUUUGGCCUCUUUGCUGAAUUCAACAACUCCAACACCGGCCUGUUCACCAUCUUCACUGGAAAAGACAACAUCAGGAACGUCCACAAGGUCGACUCCUGGAACGGCCUGACGCAGCUGAGCUACUGGCAGACGCCUCAGUGCAACAUGAUCAAUGGAACAGCUGGACAGAUGUGGCCUCCCUUCAUGACCAAAGAGAGCACUUUACCUUUCUACAGCCCUGACGCCUGCAGAUCUUUGGAGCUCGUUUACCAGCGUCCUGGCGAGUUUAAUGGCGUCCCUCUGUAUCGAUUUAUUGCACCCAAGACGAUGUUCGCUAAUGGGACCGAUUACGCUCCCAAUGAAGGUUUCUGCCCCUGCAGACAGUCCGGCCUGCUGAAUGUCAGCAGCUGCCGCCACAAGUCUCCGUGCUUCAUCUCUCAUCCUCACUUCUAUAACGCCGAUCCCGUGCUGCUGGACUACGUGCAGGGCCUUCAUCCAACUGAGGAGGAGCAUGGCCUCUUCAUAGACAUUCACCCGCUAACGGGCAUCCCUCUGAAUGUGGCCAUCCGUCUGCAGCUCAACCUCUACAUGAAGAGAGUGUCAGGAAUUACAGAAACUGGCAAGAUUGCUGAGGUGGUGAUGCCGAUGCUCUGGUUUGAGGAGAGCGGAUAUAUCGACGGGCCCAUCCUCUCUACGUUCCACACGAACCUGGUCGUCCUGCCUGCCGUGAUGGAGUACAUGCAGUACGGCUUCAUCGGCCUCGGCCUGGCGAUGAUAAUAAUCGCCGCCAUGGUGCAUUACAAAGUGAAGGAAUCCGGUAAAGAGCCGGUAAAAGGUUCACAUGACCAUGAAACAAAGGAGAAAUAUGUCAUGAGUAAUUCAGACGAUUAAAGGCGACACACCAGAGGGACACACGAGCACUUCAACCGGAGAGAAAGACCCUCUACUACAAGAUGACGAGGACUGAUGAGACACACACACACACACACAGCUGGUGUUGUGUGGACUCUGACGACCGACAUCAUUUGAAAACACUGUCACACGGUGCUCAGUAUAUUUUAAAACUCGCACAAAAGAUAAGCUUUGCUGUAUUUUACUGUACUGUACAGUUUAUGAAACACUCAGCCGGAGACCCGUGUUCACUUUAUUUAGUGCUUGUGUUCAAGCUGCUGGGGUUGAGACUGUGUUGUCUCUUCAGGCAGAGCGAGUCGAGAUGUUCUGUCACUGAAAACCACUUUUUUGUAUUUAAAAAAAAAAAAAAAAAUUAACUGACCACAAAAACACCAUUUCCAGUUUUUAACGUGUUAAUUUUUCUGCCAGGUGUUUGAGAAUCAUCAGUGUUGAGACGAAACAUUUUCUAGUUUUUUUUUCAUCAGUAGGAGUCGUACACGGUUAUUGCGGUGGCUGUGAUUUUUAAAGAAAUGUUUCUGUAAUAAUAAACAAGGGAACUCGCAGGAAGCGGUGUCUCUACUGAGCGCCAACGUGCCUUUAUUAAGAGGGGAGACAUUUCUUUAUCAACUAACCUUCGGGUCCUUCGUGAGAGUUGAGACUUCAAGCAGAGUAUCGAACAGUCGUCUGACGAUUCUCUCUAAAGGUGUGAAUGUAGUUCUUGAAUGUGUAACACUGUCUAAAGGAAUGAAUGUUCAGUAUUUCAGUCAGCCCUUUGGUGUCAAAUGCUUAUGUUAUGAGAUAACUUGGAGGUAAUAAUAAAUAUAUUUGAAAUUACAAU